ACCCACACAUAACUGACCUCCACAGUAGAAGUGGAGCCACCAUAUUUGAAUGGGAAAGUUCUCUGCUGCAUCAUAGCCAUCAGUGUUCCUUCAGUCAUAGAACAGCUUUAGGGCAGUCUUCACAUUAAACAGUGCUGUGAAGGAUUUACCAUGUCCAUAGCAGCCUUGAAAAGGUAUCUUAAAUUGCUCACAUGCUUUGUUGACAUAAUUUUACAUUCAGAAGUUGGAUUUGGAAUUUUUAGUCUCCUUUUUAGUUGUUAAUAUAACCUGUCCUAAAGGGAGUGUAGUAAAAUUAUAACAUUUCUCCUGAUUUUGUCCUUCCGCUUCCAUUAAAGAAAUAAAAAUAAACACAUAAUGUCAGAUUGAGCAACCUGCCGUACAACUCCACUCCCACUGUUGGGGCAGUAAUACAUCCCUGUUUCACUUGUAACAAACCAAAAUCGAAUCAGACACGUUUGUAGAAGCUUCCUUUAAUUGAACUAUUACACACUGACAGAAAUGAUUAACACACUUGAUACUAACACACUUCCCUCAGGAAGCUCAGCCUCUGGAGUAUCCGGGUGAUAAAUGACCGGAACUUUCUUAGCUGCAGUAAGUGUGGCAAAGCAUAACUGAAUGGAUAAAGGACACAAACAGGGCAAAGAUUCCAAAACAACAAAAACAAAUGAGAGUACAUAUCUGGGGAAAACAUAUUGACCAUAUAGUUUACUAUAUUGGGCAUGAAUUUGCAUGACCUUGUGUGAAGAGGAGCUAGAAACAUAAUGUAAGUUAGUUGUGAAAUUGAGUGCAUAAGCGGAAAAAAAUGAAAAAAUAAAUAAAUAAAACAAUAUUCGUUCAACCUCUCUGGCAUGUAAAUAUAAUUAUCAUAUAUAGAAACAUUUGCUGAUAAAAAGAACGCUUGAAUUGAAAGAUGAUGAAAACAAAUGCUGAGGUCAUAAAGCAAUGUGGUACACAAUAGCACAGAAGAGACAAUCAUACUCAAUAUCUGAAAGAUACUAUACAUAGCCUGCUCCUGAGGUGGUAAAUAGUCUUCUCAGCAAUGCUACAGAAUGAUAUUUAUAGCGAGGAUUCUUAAUGAAAUGCUUUAAUUGCCAGCAACCCUCCAUGUGUGCCUAUUUGUGAACUCGUGCUGUCUGUUGUGAGCUGACAUAGAGCUGUAUAAAUUUACAAAGCUGUGUAUACUGGAAAAACCUUGUCUAAACAUUGGUCAAAAAUUUACAUUUUCCUGAUAAGCAAUCUGUCAAGUCAACAAUGAGUUAAUUUAAAAAAUGAUAUUUCAAAAAUCUACAUUUUCAUUAAAGUUAAAAGAAAGCAAUGUGAAAAAAAUAAAAAUCUAAAGGUGAUGAGCUUCUUUUCAUAAUAAAGGCUAUAAAUGUUUACUGAUUGAGCAAAUAUCUGUUGUGCAAAUAACUUUUGUGCACUUAAUCAUUUUACCAUAUUUUUAAUGAUUUAAUUUAUCAUGAGUUUAAUAUAAAUUGAUUUAUAUGAAACGAGCGAUCCAGAGCACAUAAAUAACACCUUUAACACUUGCGCAACAAAAAUUUCAACAGGGCUUAUGAUCUGCUUUGGAUCAUGAGCAGCUCCCUUCCCUCUCCACACCUCCCUCUUUCCAUCACUUUGAUACAGGUUAAUACUCAUCCAAUCUGUCCACAUGACUUAUUUCCAAAACUCUGUGUUUUUUAUUUUAUUUUAAUGUACUUUUUUUUAGCCCCCUUAGCUUUCCUCUGAGGCUUACCAGUGGUUUUCAUCUUGUGGAUAAGCCGGUGCAGUUUUUUACACUAUGGGAUUGAUCUAUGCCGUCACCCUUCGUGGUCUAAGGAUCGUUUACUCAACAGUGUGCUCUCGCUUUCUAACAGCGCGGCAAACAGUUAUUUCGUCACACGCAAUGUUUUGACUGUGUCUCUGAUCCAUUAAAUCUGAUUUCUAUGCUUUGCUGUCAUUGAUACUUUUGUCCUGCAGCAAGGAACUUCAAAUAAAGACUCCACACUUUGAAUCAACUCUAGACCUUUUGCUAGAUUUUCAGAGGAUGAAAAUGUUUUCAUGAAUGACACCCAUAUCACUCACAUUCAAAUAUGUCCCGGUCCCAAACUUAACAUGUGCCAAAAGGGGUAUUUUAGCAUUUAUACAUUUAUUAUAGUGAAGAUACUGUAGUUAUCCAUGUUCUAUUGGGUUGAGUGCCUUGCAUUAUAUGAAAACUUUUAUAUGAAAGAAUUUAAACUGCUUACAACAUAUUUUUUGUUCCUCAUUUUUGUGAUUAUAGAGAGAUUACACAAGGACUUGCAUGGCAUCAGUAGAUGUGAGAAUCUAACCUUAUAGCAUGGGAUUGUAAGGUGAACAACAAAAGGCAUUUUGAAAUGAAAUCACAACAGUGAAUGAGGAGUCUUUAAAAGGAAUAUAGGGAAGGAGUUACAUAUUUACAGCAUUCAAACCUAAUAUUGUUUUUAGAACAUAGACUUUUCCAUUCUUGGAAUGGAAGCUGAGAUGAUGUCACAAGUUGUUUGUGGGGCUGAUGAGAAGAGCCAAUAUCCCAAAGCAACAAAAUAAGGAUACUGCUCUCUAAGCUAUGCAUUUCACAGGAGAGGUUAGACCAAGGCCUUGACUCACUGUGGUCAUUAAUGAUCCCAUAGCACUUAAACAGUAGGGAUGUUAACCCCAGAGUCACGGUCACAUUCCUAAAAUUGAUGCUCUCAAUCUGGCCACCAAAUCAUCACUAUUACUGCUGAUUGGCUGCACAUUUCAUUGUUGUCCCCACCCACCUUUUUCCUCCAGACCGUCACUGAGAGAAAAAUAUUCUCCUGGUCAAAUAAUGGUUUGUGAUUAAAAAAAAAAAUGUUUUCUGUUAUAUUCGUGAUUGUGUUUCCUAGGCAAUUUGUUUCUCCUUUUCCUUUACUAGUUUGCAGUUACAGUACACUGUGCCUAAACAGUUUUUUUUUUUAAAAGAAUUUAUUUGAUACAUGUAAAUGGUGGACAAAUUCUACUCCAAGUAGAAUUCGAAGUUAAGUAGAGUAUGUCUAACCAGUACAGAACCACACAAGAUUUUAUCACUGUUUACAAAUCCCACAUGGAUUUCAUGCAUAUGCUUGAGGAUAAGAUAAUUCAGGACACAUGAUGCCUGAUGUAGUUCCAUACGAAGGGAGUAUAAGGUGACAAACAAACCAAUCAUAUCUGUUAUAAGUUUUUAGUGAGAUCUCUCUCUCUCUCUCUCUCUCUCUCUCUCUCUCUGUUUCCCAUUGCUGUGAAUUUGUUUGGAAGCAUAAAUGUCAGUUGUGGGUCAAUGGAGAGGGAACGUGUUCAUCUGUCACAGCCUGGCCCACCGUUUGGGGUGACAGAACUUUCCAGGGCAUGUCUGGAAUACCAGGGGCGGCACAGCAACGUUCCCACCAUCUGGCAACUUGGCAACUUACUUUCUUAACCCUCUUGCCUGUGUCUCUGCAGCUUCUCCAAGGAGGAAACAGGAAUAAAUAAGUAUUGAUGGCUGGUUUGCCUCACUGGCUGCCAACAUGGCAACUCCCAGAACACACUUUUGCGACUCUACUUCUGCGGGUAAAGUGCAAAUUACGGAUCCUAGUCAAGUCUUCUUUCUGAACUGUUGAUUGAUCUUUAAGGAGUCCAGCCUGCUGAUUUACAUGGGUGAAUCCCCCACGGGCCGUUGACUGAAUAAAAGAAAGAACAUGAAGUCCCUCUGCUGUCAGUCAGCCGAUGACAUAAGGACCAGCGCUUGACUGUAGAAAGAAAAAAAAAAGAAAACUGGGAGGCGGAUUUCAAUCAGAGUAUUUACUGGUAUGAAAAUGGACUUCACCACCCCUCAGCCAACGGGGGAUCAAACUGUCACAAUGGCAAUGAUGCUCCUGGACAGCCUCUCUGGAAACGGAGAAAACGUGUCAUUGGAGGAUGGUGAAGCCAAUCAGUCGUGUCCGCAUGUUCAGGCCUUCGAGCACCAGAACAAGCUUGUUCCAGCCAUCUACAGCAUUAUCUUCAUCCUGGGCUUCGUUGGCAAUGGGCUGGUGGUGUACGUUCUGUGCCAGAAGGCGAGCCGCAGGACUGUGGCCAACACCUACAUGCUGAGCCUGGCCCUAUCUGACCUGCUCUUCCUCCUCAGCCUCCCCUUCUGGGCUGUCUACUACUCCUUUGACUACAACUGGGUGUUCGGCUCGCUCAUGUGCAAGGUGUGCGGAGGCCUGCUCUCCCUCAACCUGUAUGCCAGCAUCUUUUUCAUUACCUGCAUGAGUGUAGACCGCUACUUGGCCAUCGUCUACCCCUUCCAGUCGCAGGGCAGCAGGAGCUUAUGCCGGGCACGGGCAAUCAGCUGCGUGGUGUGGGUGGCGGCCUGCGUCCCCACGCUGCCCACGGUGGUGUUCCGGGGCACCUUGUACGUGAAGCAGAUCGAUGUGAUGGUCUGUGCCAUCCUGUACCCCACGACCUCCUGGGACACGGGCCUGAGCUUGAUGAAGAACAUUCUAGGCUUCCUCUUGCCCUUCUCCAUCAUUGCUAGCUGCUACUGCAGCAUUGGCAAGCACCUCCUCACCUCCCCAGGCCUGGAUAACAGCACCAAGAACCUGGACCGGGUUCUAAAGGUGGUGGUGGCCGUGGUCCUGGCCUUCUUUGUCUGUUGGUUCCCCUUCCACGUGCUCACCUUCCUGGACACCCUGGCCAGGCUUGGGGCUGCCGUGCCCUGCUGGAUGCGGCGGACCAUCGAGGCAGCGCUCCCCUUCACGCUAUGCUUGGGCUUCUCCAACAGCGCCAUCAACCCCAUCCUCUACUGCUUCGUGGGCAACCACUUCCGUGAACAGCUGGGCAGCCUGUACAAGGCCCGGACGUCCAGCCUACUGCAGAAGAGGGGCUCGAUCAGCACGCGGCUCAGCUCUUUCUCCAGGAAACUUAGCGACUUGAAGGACCUGGGCCCUCUGGAGAAUUUGGGACAGCACAGUGCCCCCUAGUGGCUCCCAUUAACGUUAAUGGAUAGUUUCCCUUCAUUGACUUUGCAGAGGGGCUGUGACUUAUAAAAUCAGGGCUCUUAAAGCUGAUUGUUUCAACAGUACUGUCCAUAUCAAUCAUUGAGAGAGAGAGAGAGAGAGAGAGAGAGAUGGACAUUUACCUUGUUGCCUUGUGGAUGAUACAUUGUUCUGGGUAUUUUCAGCAGCCAUAACCACAUUUGUAUGGCAGCAGUUCACUUUCAUGUUGUUGUGGUUCUCCUUUGGAAAAAGUGUUUCAUCGCCUUGCUGAAAACUUAAUUUUCUGUUAGUUUUGUAUCACUUUAUAUAAACAAAAAGCUAUAUAUGGUAUAAAAUAUAAUUUUAUUUAAAGUGCACUUUUAAAUGGAUGCAAUUAAAGAACAGGCAACAUAAAACUUGUAUUUUUCUACUCGCAACUCAUUGUAACUCAUGUGUGACAGCUAAAUUCUGUAUCUCAUUUCUUUAUUACGGUACUACACACUUCACUUCUGCCUGUCAUGAAGGUCUGUUUUAUAACAUGGAAAUGUUUAAUUCCUCCUAUUUGUUCUGACAGAGCAGCUGGAUUAUGUUUGGAGUACUCCCUCACAUUCCAACAAUAUUUAUCAAAAAAGUCAUGGAAGACAACUGUAAUAUUAUUUAUGUCUUUUUAUUCAGGGCCAAAAUUCAUAUUCAUGUUUUCUGAGUACCAUCAUUAUAACUUUGGGCAAAAAAUAUUUGUGUAGGUAUAUGACAUACGCUUGGAACUGUACUGUCGAUAAAUUAUAUUCUCAAAUAGUGAUGAUGUGCCUCCAUCAUGUUCUCUAUAUUACAAAUGGGUACACAGCCACUGUUAAUUCUAUAGCUUCUGAUUCUGAGUUGUACAAACAAUCCAUUGAAACACCUGGUUUUACUGAAGCAAUUCAGAUUAGCCAAGGGCAUCGCAUUAGUGCUUCACCUGGGAAAUGAACCUGCUGAAAAGGCAGAAGCUGCUUUUCCUCAUUACCAUGGCUAUACAUUUACUGCACUGUGUGUCUAUGCUGCUGGAGCAGGUGCCAGGCACCUGAUCAGCAAGAUGAGCUGACAUUGGAUGAUAUGACAGAGAAUGCCCUGCAGACUUAAACCCUCCUCCCCAAAAAAUUCCUUCCUAUAGUCAAAUAUGUGUCACCCUGGAAGACUCAUAUUAGGUUUUGCAAUCUUCUGAGUGAUAUAUCCCUCUCCUCAUUUUUUUUUAGAACCUAUGGAAUAAGGCUUUCUUUUGACAGUGCUUUAGCAUUUAAAAUGCAGUUCUGCUUGUGCUACUACUGACACUACUAAUACCAAUAUACAGUUUGUUGUUGCAGUGUGAACAAGGUGUAACUACAGUGCAUUAAUAAAAGGGGAAAAUAUGUUGUA
Anguilla anguilla (European eel) is the source of this 6323-nucleotide messenger RNA. It is a transcript of the gene agtr2, whose product is annotated as angiotensin II receptor, type 2. NCBI's taxonomy places the organism in Eukaryota, Metazoa, Chordata, Actinopteri, Anguilliformes, Anguillidae. Gene Ontology annotation, molecular function: G protein-coupled receptor activity. The coding region runs from base 3783 to 4937 and encodes 384 amino acids. The transcript is spliced from 4 exons. The record is from RefSeq and is a predicted model, not a curated record. Gene Ontology annotation, biological process: immune response; G protein-coupled receptor signaling pathway. Gene Ontology annotation, cellular component: membrane.